This is a messenger RNA of Micropterus salmoides (largemouth bass), 1828 nucleotides long. RefSeq names its product integrator complex subunit 14 (gene ints14). Gene Ontology annotation, cellular component: integrator complex. The transcript has 11 exons. The record is from RefSeq and is a predicted model, not a curated record. Gene Ontology annotation, biological process: snRNA 3'-end processing. Lineage: Eukaryota; Metazoa; Chordata; Actinopteri; Centrarchiformes; Centrarchidae. The coding region runs from base 1 to 1539 and encodes 512 amino acids.
AUGCCUACCGUGGUCUUAAUGGACGUGUCUCUGUCCAUGACACGGCCAGUGUCGCAGGAUGGCAGCGAGGAGUUUCAGAGGAAGAACCUGGCUGUCCACGGACUGAAUAUGCUGUUUGAACACAUGGCAUCAAACUACCGAUUGGAGUUCACAUCACUCAUGGCCUUUUCUUCUCUCUGGGAGCUCCUGGUGCCUUUCACCAGAGAUUACAAUGCAUUACAGGAGGCUCUGAGCAACCUGGAAGACUAUGACAAGACCUGUGUUGAAUCAGCCCUUAAUGGAGUUAGUAACGUCGUACAGCAGGAGUGGGGCAGUGCCUGUCCCUGUCAGGUGGUGCUGGUUACAGAUGGAUCUCUUGGUAUUGGAAAAGGUUCGCUAAGGCACUCCCUACAAACACUGAAGCAGCGUGGGGAUGACAAGAAGUUCCCACUCCCUUUCCCUUUCCCUACCAAACUGUUCAUCAUGUGUGUAGCCAAUGCGGAGGAGUUACAGAUGACUGAUGCCAUGGACAACUUGGAGGAGCUACUUCGUCUCAGUGGAGGUGAUGGGCAGAUCUUCACUACGGAGGGACCACUUUGCAUGAAGAGUGUGCAAGCUAUGUUUGGGAGGCUGAUUGAUCACGCAUACUCUCCCUUCCAUGCUGUCCUCCACUGUGGGAACCUGUCCUCAGACGUUCAGGUUUUCCCUCGACCUGAGCCUGUUGUGAUGGAUGAAGAGGUGGAGCCCAUGCCCCGAACAGUCAGUACAGAUUUGGAAAUUGUGGGCUUUAUUGAAAUUGCUGACAUUUCCAGUCCUCCUGUUAUAUCCAGACACUUGGUACUGCCUAUAGCUGUAAACAAAGAAGUGGAUGAAGUUGGCGCAGGAGCCGCAGAUGAGCUUGAGGAGGAACCCUCAGCCAGUCAAAUGGCAGGCAAAAGUCCAAAUUUUUGUGUACUUUUACAUGGAAGUCUCAAAGUUGAGGGCAUGGUGGCACUGGUCCAGCUUGGGCCAGAGUGGUACGGCAUGCUGUACUCCCAAGCCGACAGCAAGAAGAAAUCGAACCUGAUGAUGUCUCUGUUUGAGCCUGGUCCAGAGCCUCUGCCUUGGUUGGGCAAGAUCUCCCAUUUGGGACCAAUAUCAGAGGCUGCUGAAAAUCCCUAUGGCGAGGACGACAGUAAAAGUCCUUUCCCUGUGCAGCCCCAGGUCAAACGAAGCUAUGCCCAGAAUGUCACUGUGUGGAUUAAGGCCAGUGGACUACAGACUGAUGUGCAGAAGAUCCUGAGGAAUGCAAGGAAAUUGCCAGAUAAAACUCAAACUUUCUAUAAGGAGCUGAACCGCCUUCGGAAGGCUGCCUUGGCUUUUGGUUUCUGGGAGCUCCUGAAGGGAGUGGCCGAUCUGCUGGAGAGGGAGUGCACCCUGCUGCCUGACUCAGCCCAUCCGGAUGCCGCUUUCCAGCUCUCCCACGCUGCACAGCAACUUAAACUGGCCAGCACUGGUGACAACCAGCAUGCUGCUUUUGAUCACAUCAUUGUUCCUAUGCACACAGACUUCUCAAGCUGAGUUAGUGAAUGAGGGGAAAAUGGAGCAUCAGCCUGUGUGGACCAACGUGGGGAACAGCACGUGUGUGUAUAUGUGUGUGUGUGUGUGUGUGCGCACGCUGAAUGUUGUUUAAAGAACUCAUUGAGAGAGCUACUUAAGGAACCUAAAUGGGUCCAAUAACUUAGACCCGUUCUUUGACACUGCUUAAACUAAAAUGUUUAACAUUUGUAAGAUGAUAGCAUGUACAUAUUUUUACAUGUUCAAUUGUUGUCUUUUCCAUAAAUUGACAAGAUUAAAAUUUUUAUUUUUA